Messenger RNA from Drosophila takahashii, 1027 nucleotides. RefSeq lists its product as uncharacterized. NCBI's taxonomy places the organism in Eukaryota, Metazoa, Arthropoda, Insecta, Diptera, Drosophilidae. The record is from RefSeq and is a predicted model, not a curated record.
UUGCCACCACUAGUACCAGCUGUGCCGAAGAAUAUAUUUUAUUUACUUUUAAUCGGGAAUUAAACUAUUCAGCAUGGAGAGACUGAACGACGACUGCGUGUGCAAUAUACUGGAGUUCCUGCCACUGGUGGAGCAGAUAAAGAUGGCACGGCUGGCGCCGCGCUUCCAGGAGCUGCUCUGCCUGAUUGUGUGGCGUAAGCCGCGCUACCGCAAGGUUUCCGUAUCCGAUUCCAUGCUGGAGCCGCUUAGCAAGGAGGACUACGUCUACUUCUUCGAGCUGACCAGCCCCGCAAUGGAGGAGCUGUACAUAUGGAACGUGCACAAGAAGGCCUUCGAUUCGUACUUGGGUCGCCACCUGAUGAGGCCCGAAUUGGCCUUCUACAUGCGCAGGGACUACAGCAAUCUGCGCGAGCUCUGCAUCGCGGAUGAGAGCAUGAACAACAGCAUGAUCAACACGAUAGCCAAGAGCUGUCGCCAGCUGCGCAGCCUGAGCGUUUCCAGUGCCUACGUUACGGGGAAGCAUAUCGCCGGUCUGUCCAAUCUGGAGACCCUGGUGGCGCCCGAAUGUUCCUUGGAAAUGUGCUACCUCGCCGAGCUGCUGGAACAGCUCCCCUUGAAGCACUUGGACCUCACCUCCAACCGACAUCCAGUGGAGGCAACCAUCCUGCAGACGGAGGGCAGCAAACGACUAGAGCGCCUUGGCCUUUCCGAUGCCCAGGACUACGGCUUCCCACUCGCCGAUAUCCUGCCCAACUUGACAACGCUGGUCGUCAGCUACCACAAGGUUAGCCCCAAGGAUCAGCUAGACAUGCUGGAGAGCACGCGCCAGCGCGUAGAACGAUCCGGGCAGAAGUUUCCCAAGCGCCUGCAGUCGAUCUUGUGCAAUGUGGUGGACGUGGAGGUGGCCCUCGAGCAGAUCGCCGGCCUUGAGAAGCGCCAUCCCAGGGACACCCCAAAGUUCAAUGAGCUGCUAAAGAUAAUGUACUUCUUGUCGAAUCCGCAGGACGGAGAUAAGAAGUCACCGUGA